Messenger RNA from Vitis vinifera (wine grape), 1602 nucleotides. RefSeq lists its product as uncharacterized. NCBI's taxonomy places the organism in Eukaryota, Viridiplantae, Streptophyta, Magnoliopsida, Vitales, Vitaceae. The transcript has a single exon. The record is from RefSeq and is a predicted model, not a curated record. The coding region runs from base 382 to 1338 and encodes 318 amino acids.
CAAGUUAUUGUCCAUGGAGUCAUGUGCUCCAUGUUUAAAAUCUAGGUCAUAACUUUCAUUACCACCAGGCACCAGGCACCAGGCACCAGGCACCAGGCAAUCUUUAUAUCUUAUGGGGGCAUUUCUAUUCAAGUAUGCUUCAUGUUUUUAAAAAAUAAAAAUAAGAAUAAAAGAAUAAAGGAAAUAUUUUAUAUUCCAAAAUUCUAAAUUGAGAGACAGAAACACCCACUUCCUCCACGAUGCAGUAGAGGGUAGAGCAGAGUGUCGUUAGAAAUGGUUGCAAACAAAAGGAAGCCAUCGUUUUCCCCCAAGUUGUGAUUAACCCAAACACCAAAUACCAAAACGAAACACACCCAUCUUCACCAUCCUCCAAACCCGGAAAUGGAGGAAGGAAGCAACAACAGGGCUGAGGCCGAACGCCUACUGGGUGUCGCCGAGAAGCUUUUGCAUACCCGUGAUUUCAAUGGCUCUAAAGACUUCGCAAUUCUCGCCCAGGAGACCGAGCCCCUCCUCGACGGCACCGAUCAGAUCUUGGCCGUCGCUGACGUCCUCAUCGCCUCUGAAAAGCGCAUCAACAACCACCACGAUUGGUACGCCAUCUUGCAGACCGACCGCCGAUCCGAUGACCUUGAUCUCAUCAAGAAACAGUAUAGGAGACUCGCUCUCCUUCUGCACCCGGACAAGAACAAGUUCGUCUUCGCCGAUCACGCCUUCAAGCUUGUGGCGGACGCCUGGGCGGUCCUCUCCGACCCCGCUAAGAAGUCGCUUUACGACAACGAGCUCAGCCUCUUCUCCAAAGUCGAUCUCGCGGCGUUGAAGGGUGACAGAUUGCCGGUGAGGCGGAGCCUCAGGAAAAACAACAACGGCAGCAAGAAGCCUAAGGGAAUGGAGGAGCCGAGCUCCGGCUCGUCCGAUGAUCAACGGCCGUUGCGGCUAACGAGUUUUUGGACAGCCUGUCCAUAUUGUUAUAUAUUGUAUGAGUACCCUAGGGUUUACGAGGGUUGUUGUUUGAGGUGUCAGAAUUGCCAGAGGGCGUUUCACGCGGCAUUGGUACCGUCGUUGCCGCCGUUGGUGCCGGGCAAGGAGGCCUAUUACUGCUGCUGGGGUUUCUUUCCGCUAGGGUUUGCAAUUUCUGGGGCAGAGGGCGGAAAGGGUAAGGGUGCGGGAGGGUUUCCAAAUUGGAUGCCACCCAUGUUUGGAGGUGGAGUUGCGGCGGAGGGCGGUGGCGGGAGUGCUGGUGGGGUUGGGGUCGUAGAGGUGUCGGACGGAAGUGCAUCAGCUGGAUUGGUGAAGCCGAAGAGGAGGGGAAGACCUCCAAAGAAGGCAGUCCACGUCUAAAUUAUGGUUUUUGCGGAGGACUGGAGGAGGGGCAUGAGGGAAGGUGAUGAUGAGAUAGGUUUUUACUUUUUUUUUUCUCUCUUUUCUCUUCACUCUUGCCCUCUUCUUCUUGACCGUGGAUCGGGGGUGGAAGUGGAACUGCAUAUAGCCAAUCUUGCUAUUCAAUGUUGUUUUGUUUUGUAGAUUUUGGCUCUCAAUCUUUUGUUCUUGGACUGCCUGUAAAUUAUAUUUUGCAGUAAUGUCAUUCCCUCUAGUUUUCUGCAA